Molecule: messenger RNA, 2691 nt
Organism: Malurus melanocephalus (red-backed fairy wren)
Lineage: Eukaryota; Metazoa; Chordata; Aves; Passeriformes; Maluridae
Gene: PAK4
Product: p21 (RAC1) activated kinase 4
Exons: 11
Coding region: 270-2060 (596 amino acids)
Biological process (GO): intracellular signal transduction; protein phosphorylation; regulation of MAPK cascade
Cellular component (GO): cytoplasm
Molecular function (GO): ATP binding; protein serine/threonine kinase activity
Source: RefSeq, a predicted model, not a curated record
CGGCGACGCGGGCGUGGGAGGACCCGGAUGUGGCUCGAUCCCAAUAUGGCGGCGGCAACGGCCGAGGUCAUCCUGAGGGAAUUCCGUUCUUCCCGUGCAGCCCUUUUCCCGGAAGACUCGGAAUGCGGAGCUGAGGGAGGAAAGUUUUCCCUUUCUGGAAGGAAAACAACAUCUCGGAGCAACCCCAACACACUUCCAGCAGGAUCUGCCUGGGAUUGGGAAUACUUGCUUUCACCUAUUCUGCCAGAAUCCCGAGCACAUCCCAGGCCAUGUUCUCCAAGAAGAAGAAGCGGGUGGAGAUCUCGGCGCCGUCCAACUUCGAGCACCGGGUGCACACGGGGUAUGACCCCUCGGAGCAGCGCUUCACGGGACUGCCCCGUCAGUGGCAGGGCCUGCUCGAGGAGUCCGCUCGGCGCCCCAAACCCCUCGUGGACCCCGCCUGCAUCACUGCCAUCCGCGGGGCCCACAAGCCCAUUGUGCGUGGCUCCAAAGGGACCCGGGAUGGCACCCCUGGGGGCCGGGACGGGACCCUGGCGUGGCUCCUGGAUGAGCUAGAGGCCGUGUCUGUGACCCGCUCCAACUCCCUGCGUCGGGACAGCCCCCCCUGCCCCUCCCGGCACCUCCCUAAGAACGGCCUGGCCCCGGGGCUCCCCCAUUCCCACCCGGAGCCUGGCAAGAGCCGCCACCACCAUGGGGACGCGGAGCCACGACCUCCCCAGACCCGGGAGCGGGAGGACCCCAAAGCUGCAGCUGGGCGGGAGCCCCCCCACCCCUCCGGGGGUCGCCCCAAAUCCAGCUCAGCUGGAGAGGGGCCCCCCCGGCCCCCACCCCGUGAGCAGCGCCCACUCUCAGGGUCUGACCUGCGGCCCCCUGAGAUUCCCGGCGUUCCUGGCGCUCCCGGAGUGGGGCUGAAGACGGCGCCCGGACGCCCCUUCCACACGUACCCCCGCGCCGACACCGACCCCAGCCGGGGGGGCAGCGCCCAGGCCGAGCACCGCCCGGGACGCCUGCAGGAGGUCACCCCCAAUGGACCGGUCCCCACCGGUGCUCCCAGUGCCUCCCACGCCCCUGGCCCCCCGUGCCCUCCCAAAGCCCUGGAGCCGCCUCCCCCUGCCCCAGACCCCGCAGCCCCACGUCCCUCUGGCCCUGCUCCUGCCCCGUUGGGGGGACCCCAGCGUGUGUCCCAUGAGCAGUUCCGGGCAGCGCUGCAGAUGGUGGUGGACCCUGGCGACCCCCGCACGUACCUGGACAACUUCAUCAAGAUUGGCGAGGGCUCCACGGGCAUCGUCUGCAUUGCAACUGUGCGCGGCUCUGGCAAGCUCGUGGCCGUCAAAAAGAUGGACUUGCGCAAACAGCAGCGGCGGGAACUGCUCUUCAAUGAGGUGGUGAUCAUGCGGGACCACCAGCACGAGAACGUGGUGGAGAUGUACAACAGUUACCUGGUGGGUGACGAGCUCUGGGUGGUCAUGGAGUUCCUGGAGGGUGGUGCCCUGACCGACAUCGUCACCCACACCAGGAUGUCCGAGGAGCAGAUUGCAGCCGUGUGCCGCUCUGUGCUGCGGGCGCUCGCCGUGCUCCACUCCCAGGGCGUAAUCCACCGUGACAUUAAGAGCGACUCCAUCCUUCUCACACACGACGGGCGGGUUAAACUCUCAGAUUUCGGGUUCUGCGCCCAAGUGAACAAGGAGGUGCCACGGCGCAAGUCCCUGGUGGGCACCCCCUACUGGAUGGCCCCCGAGCUCAUCUCCCGCCUGCCCUAUGGCCCUGAGGUAGACAUCUGGUCCCUGGGGGUGAUGGUCAUCGAGAUGGUGGAUGGGGAACCCCCUUAUUUCAACGAGCCCCCACUCAAAGCCAUGAAGCUGAUCCGGGACAACCUCCCACCCCGGCUCAAGAAUGGCCACAAGGUGUCACCAUCGCUGAAAGGGUUCCUGGAGCGGAUGCUGGUGCGGGACCCGGCACAGCGGGCGAGUGCCCCAGAGCUGCUCCGCCACCCAUUCCUGGGUGUCGCGGGCCCCCCUGCCUGUAUUGUACCCCUCAUGCGGCAGCACCGGCUGCGGUGAGACCCCCCCACCCUGGGGGAGACUCCCUGGACCCCCUUCUGCGCCUCCUCCUGCUCCUUCUCCUCGGCGCCACCCCCAAACUGGAGCAGGACUGGGAUGUUCCUGGAAGGCACUGCUGGGGGGUGCUGGCCCCCUGACCUGUACUACUGAGCUGGGGACCCCACAGCAGAGAUUUGAAGGGGUAGCUGCCAUCCCAGAGUUUUGAGGGUGCAGGGGCUCAUCCCGGUGCCCCCUGCCUUUGGGACCCAUUUUGGGGCAUUUUCUCCUUUUUUUGUUUCUUUUAGCCCCAUCUUUUCUAUUCCCCUCAGGCAACAGGGUAUUGCCCCCCUACAUCUCCAUGACGGGGGGUCCCCAAAACUACAGUCCCCUUCCUCCCCCCACCACAACACACCACACUACUGAUUCGGGGUGUGUCCCCCCUGCCCAGACCCUCCUUGCCUUUGUUUUGUUUUUGUUGAUUUGGGAUUUUUUUCUGUUGGUCCCUUCCACGAAAACUCCCCCCUGCCCCCACAGUCUUGUUUUUUAACGAAGUGAUAUUUAUAUGGUCGGGUUUUGUACUGCACAGGACGGGGGGCCCCUGGGGGGACAUGGGGGACCCCCCCCAAAUUACAUGUGUCCUUUUGGAACACCA